Messenger RNA from Taeniopygia guttata (zebra finch), 4904 nucleotides. It is a transcript of the gene ACO1, whose product is annotated as aconitase 1. The record is from RefSeq and is a predicted model, not a curated record. NCBI's taxonomy places the organism in Eukaryota, Metazoa, Chordata, Aves, Passeriformes, Estrildidae.
UCCCUCCCCGCCGCCGCUCCAGCCUUGGGCCGCGGGGCGGAGCCCGCCGCCACCGCCCCUUCCCUCUCUGUGCGCCCCUGACGGCGAGCGGCGGCGGCGGUCUGUGCUCCUCACUCCCCGGGACACUAACUAGGGUCUUCAACAACCAUGAGCAACCCUUUUGUACAGAUUGUGGAGCCACUGGACCCGAAACAGCCUCUGAAGAAAUUCUUUAAUCUGAGCAAAUUGGAAGAUGUGAGAUACACUUGCCUGCCAUUUUCUAUUCGAAUCCUCCUGGAAGCAGCAAUCCGUAACUGUGAUGAGUUCCUAGUGAAGAAAGGCGAUGUUGAGAAUAUUCUUAACUGGAAAGUGAUGCAACAUGAGAAUGUUGAAGUGCCAUUUAAGCCUGCAAGAGUUAUUCUGCAGGACUUCACUGGGGUGCCUGCUGUGGUUGACUUUGCUGCAAUGCGUGAUGCUGUGAAGAAACUUGGUGGGGACCCUGAAAAAAUAAAUCCUAUCUGUCCUGCUGAUCUCGUGAUAGAUCACUCCAUCCAGGUUGAUUUUAACAGGCAGUCAGACAGCUUGCAAAAAAAUCAGGAUCUGGAAUUUGAAAGGAACAAAGAAAGAUUUGAAUUCUUAAAGUGGGGUUCUCAAGCUUUUAAAAACUUGAGGAUUAUUCCACCGGGCUCUGGGAUCAUCCACCAAGUGAACCUGGAGUACUUGGCAAGAGUGGUGAUGGAUCAGGAUGGCUACUACUAUCCAGACAGCGUGGUUGGCACUGACUCACACACCACUAUGAUAGAUGGCUUGGGAGUGCUUGGCUGGGGUGUGGGUGGCAUUGAAGCAGAAGCAGUGAUGUUGGGACAGCCAAUCAGCAUGGUGCUUCCUGAGGUGGUUGGCUAUAAGCUGGUAGGAAACCCUCAGCCACUGGUAACAUCCACUGACAUUGUACUCACCAUUACCAAGCAUCUUCGCCAAGUUGGAGUCGUGGGUAAAUUUGUGGAGUUUUUUGGUCCUGGUGUUGCCCAGCUGUCAAUUGCUGACAGAGCCACCAUUGCCAAUAUGUGUCCAGAGUAUGGAGCAACAGCUGCCUAUUUUCCAGUGGAUGAUAUUAGCAUUGGGUACCUGAUACAAACUGGCCGUGACAAAGAGAAGGUUAUGUGCACAAAAAGGUAUCUUGAGGCUGUGGGAAUGCUAAGAGAUUUCAAGAACUCUUCUCAGGAUCCAGACUUCACACAGGUUGUUGAGUUGGAUCUCCAUACAGUUGUGCCUUGCUGCAGUGGACCAAAGAGACCUCAGGACAAAGUUGCUGUGUCAGAUAUGAAGAAGGACUUUGAGACUUGUCUGGGAGCCAAGCAAGGAUUCAAGGGAUUCCAAGUUGCACCAGAUCGACACAACAGCAUAGUCAAAUUUAAUUUUGAGGGCUGUGACUUCGAGCUUGCUCAUGGUUCCGUAGUGAUUGCUGCCAUUACAAGCUGUACAAACACCAGUAAUCCGUCAGUUAUGUUGGGUGCAGGAUUGCUUGCGAAGAAAGCUGUGGAAGCUGGUUUGACAGUGAAGCCGUACAUUAAAACUAGCCUGUCCCCAGGAAGCGGGGUUGUCACUUACUAUCUGAGGGAGAGUGGAGUUAUGGGUUACCUUUCUCAACUAGGGUUUGAUGUGGUCGGUUAUGGCUGUAUGACAUGUAUUGGGAAUAGUGGACCCCUACCAGAGUCUGUUGUGGAAGCCAUUACACAGGGAGACCUUGUGGCAGUGGGUGUGUUGUCUGGCAAUAGGAAUUUUGAAGGGCGUGUCCAUCCCAACACCCGUGCUAACUACCUGGCCUCCCCGCCACUGGUGAUAGCCUAUGCAAUUGCAGGGACCAUCCGGAUUGACUUUGAGAAAGAGCCUUUAGGAAUAAAUUCUUCAGGGAAGAAGAUUUUCCUGAAAGAUAUCUGGCCAACAAGAGAUGAGAUUCAGGCUGUUGAGCGUCAAUUUGUUAUUCCUGGGAUGUUCAAGGAGGUCUACGAAAAAAUAGAGACAGUAAACAAAGCUUGGAAUGCCUUAGAUGCUCCUUCAGAUAAGCUGUAUACUUGGAAUCCCAAGUCUACUUAUAUCAAAUCUCCUCCUUUCUUUGAUGGUCUGACUUUGGCUCUUCAGACUCCGAAAACAAUAGAAGACGCUUACGUCCUGUUGAGUUUCGGGGAUUCUGUGACAACUGACCACAUAUCUCCAGCUGGUAACAUAGCAAGAAAUAGUCCGGCAGCCCGUUAUUUGACCAGCAGAGGCCUGACUCCUCGAGAGUUCAAUUCUUAUGGCUCCCGCAGAGGGAAUGAUGCUGUCAUGGCCAGAGGGACAUUUGCAAACAUUCGCUUGGUCAACAAGUUUAUUGAUAAACAAGGACCUCAGACAAUCCAUUUCCCUUCUGGGGAAAUUCUGGACGUGUUUGAUGCUGCAGAAAGAUACAAGCAGGCUGGUCAUCCUCUAAUUGUGCUGGCUGGGAAGGAAUAUGGUGCAGGAAGUUCCAGAGACUGGGCUGCUAAAGGACCAUUCCUCUUGGGUGUCAAAGCUGUGCUUGCUGAAAGCUAUGAGAGAAUUCAUCGAAGCAACCUAGUAGGAAUGGGAGUGAUUCCUCUACAGUAUUUACCUGGAGAGGAUGCAGGAACUUUAGGACUCACUGGACGGGAGCGUUACACGAUUAUCAUUCCUGAAAAACUUAAACCACAGAUGAAUGUCCAGAUUAAGCUGGACACUGGGAGAAACUUUAAUGCCAUCAUGAGAUUUGACACUGAUGUGGAGCUCACUUACUUCCACAACGGCGGCAUUCUGAACUACAUGAUCCGGAAAAUGGCAUCCUAAUCAAAAAAACAGCUCCCAACAGCACCUCUGGUCUUAAGGCUGGUAUGUCCAUGUGAACGUUUAAGUCAUAUGAGACCCUAUAGCACAAUUAACGCUGCAGAUCUGGGAAUCUCAUGGGUUUGAAAGAAAGCUACAAAGACAACAGAAACUGCAGGCAGAGAAAGAAGCAACAAGGCACAGCCUGUAGCUGAGAAACAAAUGCAGAAAUGGAAUCCUCUGAGAAGAAGCAGGAGAAACUGCACCAAGCCUUGGACGUAGAAGUUCAGGCAGACACUAACCACAGCCUUUCCCAUUUCCACUAAGUGGGUCACACUGUCACAGAAGAAAAUCAAGCUGCUCAGGCAGGACAUGCCUUUCACAAAACCCAGGUGGGCCUGAUCCCUGGUUGUCCUGUAUGUGAUGGGUGAUAGCACUCAAGGUGAUCUGCUCCAUAAUGCUCCCUGGCACUGAGGUCAAGCUGAUGGGGCUGUACUUCCCGGAUCCUCCUGGUCCUUCUUGUAGAUGGGUGGUCAUACUGACCAACCUCCAGUCUCCUGGGAUCUCCUUGAUAUACAGGACUGGAAAGUGCUGGAAAGUGGAUUGAUGAGCUUUUCCACCAGGUCUCUCAGUACCCUUGGGUGGAUCCCGUCUGCCCCCAUAAACUUUUGUCGCAAUGGUGUAGCAGGUCACUAAUCAGUUCCUUUUUGAUUGUAGGUCCUUCAUCCUGCUCCCUAUCACUGUCUUUCAGCUCAGGGAACUGAAUAUCCUGAGAACAACCAGUCUUACAGAAGCAAAUAAGCAUUAAGUGCCUCAGUCUCUUCUCUCCAUUUUUGUCACUAUGUUUCCCCCCAUAACCAAUAAAGAAUGGGGAUUUCUCCUCAGCCCUUGGUGGUGGUCCAUAUGAAUAUCCAGUUGGGCUUUGGCCCUCCCGAUUUUCAGCUGCAAAGCAUCUCAAUAUCUUUGUACACUGUGCCCAAGAUGGCCUCCAAAUCUUACCUCACCCAGGAGUCCUUCUCUUUUCAUAAGCAACAGGUCAUAAAUUCUACCUCAUGCUCUUAAGUUUUUGCAGUUACUGUACAGUUGACAUUCACAAACUGUCAGUACACAGUAUCCCUUCUCUGCUGACCUAGCCUUUGUCACAAAUCAAGUACAAUGAACACCUCCCUCAGGUUAUAACUUUUCCCUACAUAGAGCCUUAAUAGGUGAAGGUAGAUACAGAUUAUGCCUUUAAAAUUUGAGUAUGAAAACUGCACAAAUCACAAACCUUUCUUGCAAAUGUUGUUUCAUCCCAGUUCUGUAGCUUUUCAAUAGCUGCAUUCAUCAUUUCUUCCUUGUAAGUGUUUAGUUUUUCAUUCUCAACCACUUCCGUUUUGCUUGUCACAAGGAUGCACUUGCUGUCUUUUGCCCUUCCACGACCUAUACAGCAACACGUUUAUGCUCUUUAGUUACUCUUACCAACAUAUGCAAAAAUGACAGGUCUGCCAUAAGACUACUAAGGGCCUUCUGUAUGUCUGCUUUUGUUUGUAAUGUUCAGAUUGAAUGAAGAGCAUUCUUCAAUAAUAAACCAGAAGAAGAUGCCCCCUUCCAGGUAUCCUCAUGGAUAUACCCUAGCCAGUACUAUAUUGCCUGCUUCUGUGGCCUCCCUGUGCAGGCAUGCUUUAAAAUACAUUUUUUAUGUAGCAUCUUGCUGUCUUCUUGUUGCGUAAAAAAAAUGUAAAGGAGAAAAGUUCAUCUCAGUCUUUCUUAUUAGUUUUCAGCCCUGCUAAUUGAUGUCUAAAAAUACCCAAAACCCCCAUAUAUCACAAAAACCUAAGGAACUAGAAAUACUGUGCUGACAAGAGCACAAACAACAACAGCAAGCACCUUCUCUUCUACCUGAUUAUGCCUACUGUCUGCCAGUUUAUUAAAGCUGAGACACAGGCAAACCCAGAACUACAGGGAUAUCAUACCAGUUUAGCAGUAUUUCGGUUAUAAAAAGCGUUCACAUUUCUUUUGAGUUUUUUCACCACAAAAAUCAUCAUUGUAUGUGGUUUGAAACUGACAUAACCUCUUUUCGUUGCACCUUUAAUGGAUUUUUAAUAAUAAACACUAUCUUUCCAUCCAUAAAA